This is a messenger RNA of Brugia pahangi, 1626 nucleotides long. NCBI's taxonomy places the organism in Eukaryota, Metazoa, Nematoda, Chromadorea, Rhabditida, Onchocercidae. The record is from the annotation of a GenBank genome assembly.
AUGAGUACUAUUUUUACUCGAAAAAUAUUUGAUGUAACAAAUUGUAUUAUUACAUCAUCAUCAUCAUCAUCAUUACUAUUAUCACCAUCAUUAUCAUCAUUAUUAUUACAAUCUGUAACAUUUCCCUUACAACAAUAUUGUCAUCGUCAUCAUUAUCAUCAACAAAUUCAUCGAAUGACAUCAUCAAAUCAUAUUCUUACAUUGCAAAAUUUAAAUCCAAAUGUUAUUGCGAUGGAAUAUGCUGUACGUGGUCCAUUGGUUAUUCGUGCUUUGGCUAUUGAAAAAGAAUUGAAUAAGGGAAUAAAGAAAUCAUUUAAUAAUGUUAUCAAAGCAAAUAUUGGUGAUGCUCAUGCAAUGGGUCAAAAACCAAUUAGUUUUAUUCGACAGGUUUUGGCAUGUGUAAGUGAUCCAUCAUUAAUAAAUUCCGUAAAAUAUCCAUCAGAUGUUAGGCAACGAGCAGAAUUAUUACUCAGUGGUUGUGGUGGACAUAGUGUUGGCUCGUACAGCCAUAGUAGUGGUAUUGAAAUUAUUAGAAAACAUGUAGCAGAAUAUAUUGCUCGUCGAGAUGAUGGUAUUCCAUCUGAUCCUCAACAUAUACUUUUAUCUGCUGGUGCUUCAGAGAGUAUACGUAAUAUUUUAAAAUUAUUUAUUGAUAAAGAUGGUAGAAAUAAAAAAAAUGCUGUAAUGAUACCAAUUCCACAAUAUCCUCUCUAUUCUGCAACAAUUGUUGAAUUUGGUCUUGGAAUGGUAGGCUAUUAUUUGGAUGAAAGUAAUAAUUGGGCAUUGAAUAUUGAUGAACUUGAGCAUGCCUAUAAGAAAUCAUUGAAUGAAUUUAACACUCGGGUGCUUUGUGUUAUUAAUCCAGGUAAUCCAACAGGUCAAGUUUUAUCCAGAGAUAAUGUGGAAGAAAUUAUCAAAUUUGCUUACAAGAAUAAAUUAUUCCUAUUAGCUGAUGAAGUAUAUCAAGAUAAUAUUUAUGAAACGGAUCUCAAAUUUCAUAGUUUCAAAUCAGUAAUGAAAUCAAUGGGUGAACCAUAUUCGCAGAUUGAAUUGUGUUCAUUUCAUUCAUGUUCCAAAGGUUAUAUGGGUGAAUGUGGUAUACGUGGUGGUUACGUUGAGGUGGUAAACGUUGAUCCGGAAGUUUUCAAUCAUUUACAAAAAAUGACUUCAGCAAAACUUUGUUCAACUGUACUUGGACAAUGUGCAAUGGAUUGUGUAGUAAAACCACCACAACCAGGUGAACCAUCAUAUGAUCAAUGGUUAGAGGAGAAGACAGCAAUAUUAGAUUCAUUAAAAGAUCGUGCAAGAGCAGUGUAUGAAGCGUAUAAUUCAAUUGAUGGUAUUGAAUGUAAUCCAGUUCAAGGGUCAAUGUAUGCAUUUCCACGUAUUGAAAUGCCUCAAAAGGCAAUUGAUAAAGCUAAGUCAUUAAAUCAGGAAGCCGAUUUCUUCUAUGCGAUGGAAUUACUUGAAAAUAGUGGUAUUUGUGUGGUACCUGGAAGUGGUUUUGGACAAAAACCUGGAACAUAUCAUUUUCGGACAACAAUACUACCGCAAGGAGAUGUAUUGCAUGAUAUGUUGGAACGAUUCAAUAAAUUUCAUAAUAAAUUUAUGAAAGAAUAUUCUUAA